Brenthis ino (lesser marbled fritillary) is the source of this 1542-nucleotide messenger RNA. The record is from the annotation of a GenBank genome assembly. NCBI's taxonomy places the organism in Eukaryota, Metazoa, Arthropoda, Insecta, Lepidoptera, Nymphalidae.
AUGAAGCCACUACUGGUCUUACUUUUAGUAAGCACGCUACAAAUUGUAUUAAAAUGUGAAGACAAAAUAUUCAAAUCAUAUUCAAAUCAGGUGAAAAUUCCAAUACAGAGGAAUAUAAAAAUUAUAAAUGCCAGAAAAUUCGAGAAACUACGAGCUUUGGAAAGUCGAAAAGCGAAUACCAAAAAGGAAAAUAUUGAGAACAACAUGUACACGGUUUUUCCACCUAUUUCUGAAAUGAGAUUACUUGGUGUACCAGACGAAGUGUUAGUUCAAGAGCAGCCAUUUGUUAGCCGAAACUCACGAGUAAAGAAAGUACUACCCGUAUAUAAACAUUCUAUUUUUAGAAAGAAAAGGUCUAUUGAUAAUAUAAAUACAGCUACAAACCAGACUGUUAGGAAAAAAACUGUAAGACGCAAAAAAUUGAUAACUUCAAUGAAGGACGACACUAAGAACUCAACUGGAAAAGUUCAGAAACGAAAUAAUAAAAAACGUAAAUCAAAAUCGAAACCUAGUAAAAGGGAAGUUCCAUUUGUAAUAAAGAAAGCGAAGCGAAGUAGAAGAUUAAAUAACACUAAAACUAAAAUUUCUAGGCAAGCAAAAACAAGGUCCAGUCAUAACUUGAAGUACACCAGUAGGCCGAAGAAGAACAUUAGUCCACGUUUCAAAGAUGCGAUAUUGAAGAAAAUAACCGAUCUAAAUCUAAAACGAGAUGGAAAAUAUCCUAAAGAAAGGAAAGUUCGAAAUAGACGUCUAAUAGCAGCGAGAGAUGCUAUGAUCCAAGAUUAUCCAUAUGUGGUGUCUAUUCAAAAGAAUGAUGAACAUUGGUGCGCAGGCGCAAUACUGAACCCUCGCUUGGUUAUCACCACUGCCAAUUGUGUUUGGAAGUCCAGAAGUAUCAGCCGCAUGCGCGUCAGAGCUGGUAGCAGAUACAUGGAACGUGGGGGUCAGGUCGCCAAGAUAUAUGAAGUGGUCAAACAUCCUAGCUGGAACAUUCGGUCAUAUCCUGAUAAUGACGUUGCUCUGUUAUUACUUGAUAGAAAUAUCAAGUUUUCUGACUCGGUCCAUGGAGUCGAUCUUCCUAACCGCGCUAUGUGGCCUGUGUUCGAAGACGCCUGGGUCACCAGUUGGGGAGCGGAAAGAAGGGACGGCGUGUUCCAGAAUGUAGGAGUGACACUGCACGUGUAUCACGCGAGAUUGUUGGAUCACGCCAAAUGUAAUAACGUAACUCAACGCUUUGGGGUUACAGUUACACGCAACUUUAUAUGCCUCGCGCAGACUGGACGAAGAGCACCUUGCACGAGAGACACAGGCGCGCCCGCUGUGAGCGACGGCAUACUUUGGGGUCUUGCGUCGUGGGGAAUUCGCAAAUUGUGUGGUACAGAGCGGUUUCCAGCUAUGUUCUCAUAUUUAGGUUCCCAAUCAAACUUAGAUUUCAUAACCAACGCUACGCACUAUCUGAUGUCUGACAAACGUUUCUACCCCUAUCCAGAUCGCUUUCCAGUUAACGUCGCUUUACCUAAAGCAUCUACUGCUGGUACUAUA